AUGGUGGCGACACUGUUGUUGACAGGACUUCUCUUGCUUGAGCACACGUGGGGCUGGGGACCUUAUACUCACGCAGGCUUUGGAUCGCUCUUUUAUGCUUCAUAUGCUGCGAAUCAUGCUUGCAACGGCAGCUUGCGUGGUGACUCAACAAGAAGAUCUCAAUCUCACCAUGAACAACCUACUGCAGCAGCAUCGAGUGUGUUGGAAGGUGUUUUUGUGACCUCCAAUUUCUUUCCAGAUGCCUUCAAAUUGGAUCGCAGUUGGAUGCAUUCCUUUGAAUUUGCGGCAUUUCAACUGGAACGAGCUGCCGCGUUGGAUACCAAUGCUACCAGUACUAGUCCGGCGGAUUAUCACCACAGCAAAAGCUGGUCUACUGGCCUAGAGUUUAUACGCACGGAUAGUAUCAAGGCAUUCAGCUAUGGCUACAUGAUGCAUUUGGUAGAAGACUUUGUGGGUCAUCAUGAAGGAGGAUAUCUCAACCCAAAGCAUGACCACCCUUUGGAAUUCCAUGUGGAUACCCUGUUUUACGAGGACCACAGUCACGAUCCUUCGCCAUGGCAGUAUCGCAACAAGGGUAUGGAAAUCAUUGAGGAGAACCAGCAUGUGAAACAACAGCUGGUAAAAUUUGUGUCUGAAACUAGUCAACAAUAUGCCAAACAAUUUCCGAACAUGGAAGGGCUAUCUAUGAAAGAGGUUGACAGGUGUAUCCAAAGAUUCUCCUCUGCUCUUCACAUGGAAACGUUUGCCAUGGUUGCAAAUUCAAAGACCUACAAAGGCGGUAUCACACGCUACGAUGUGUGCCAUGCAAAAACGUUUCUAGCCGCCAAUGCUACGCUCACUAGGGCCAUUCGGUGGGUGGAAGAAGCAAUGGGCGUCUUUGAACACAACCUAUUCCCGUUCCACGGUUUUGCGGCCACAAACAAGAUUCUGGUGGCUACCAACGCGAUUCGGCGAUGGGUCGAAGCCACAUUUGCACAGCAUAAUGGAACAAUUUGCAAAGGACGGACUGCUUUGCGUCCUCACCCAAAAAUUGACAGCUCAACAGUGUUUUGA
This is a messenger RNA of Seminavis robusta, 1053 nucleotides long. The record is from the annotation of a GenBank genome assembly. NCBI's taxonomy places the organism in Eukaryota, Bacillariophyta, Bacillariophyceae, Naviculales, Naviculaceae.